This is a messenger RNA of Closterium sp. NIES-65, 4794 nucleotides long. Lineage: Eukaryota; Viridiplantae; Streptophyta; Zygnematophyceae; Desmidiales; Closteriaceae. The record is from the annotation of a GenBank genome assembly.
AUGCCCCGCUUUAAUCGACGGGAGCAGCUCCCGCUCCAUAUCAAGCGCACUAUUUGCGCGCACCACGUCGACAACCACCGCCUACGUCAUGUUGACAUGGCGAGGUGGUGUUACUCGCAGUACGGAUUGCGCCCGGAUCGCUCCACUGUCGGCCGCAUAUUGAAGAGCGCCGUGCGAUGGGCUGUCACGGCAACCGGCGACAACCAAGUGCGCCGUCGAGGUGGCGCAUGGCCUGAGCUGGAGCAGGCCAUGGCGCGGUGGAUCGCAAACGCAGGGCCCACUGGUGUGCCUCUGACGCUACAGACCAUUCGCGACCAUGUCGCGACGAUGGCACGGAACAUGGGCAUUCCGCCCACAUUCCGCUGCUCCAUCGACUGGGUGCGCCGUGCUUUGCGGCGCCAGGGAGUGAGGUGCCGUGCAGCACAAGGCGAGGCGGCUAGCGCGGACAUGGUCGCCGUGCGCCACGCACGUGAGAAGCUGCCGCAACUCCUCACGCAUCUCGGUGUCACCCCGCGGGGCACUUUCAACCUCGAUGAGACGGCGCUCUGGCUGUCCGUCCUCCCUCGGCGCACUUACAGCAACGGCCGCAUUCCCGGCCGCAAAUUAUUCACACAUUUCAUAUCGCAGCUCAAUGUUGCGAUGUACGCCGAAGGUCGCAAGAUCAUGGUGCUGCUCGACAACGGGAGCAGCCACAUGCUCCGCUCUGAGCUCGCAUUGAGCGAGAUCGUCUGCGGGAUGCAGACGACCUGCAUGAGCAACGUGCGGCUCGUCUUCCUGUCGCCGAAUACCGCCGCAUUCACACAGCCGAUCGAUCAGGGCAUCAUAGCCACCGUAAAGGCCCGCUACCGACAGCAUUGGCUGCGGGCCUUCUCAGCCUUGUGGAAUGGCUACGGCGCGACUUCCGCCGUCGCGCAUUUCCGCCUGAACUUGCGCGAUGUCCUCGCGUGGCUGUCGGACGCGUGGACCUCCGUCGACGCGCGCACCAUUCAAUGGUGCUGGUGGCGCACGGGGUGUCUGCCGCUCUCGUGGUCCCUGGAGCUGACGCAUGUACACGACGACGAGCCCACCCCCGCCGUCUACCCCGACAUCGAGCCCGACGACGACGUCGACGAUAUCGGGACGCUCAUUAGCUGGCUCGCCCUCGGGAAUGCGGCGAUGACGACCGCAGAGUACGUCGCCAUCGACGACGGCGAGCCGACGUGCGCCGAGGGCGCUGCGAGACAGCCCAUGAUUGAGCCGGAGGAGGGCCUGGAGGUGGAGCUCUGGCAGGCGCCGACGACCAUGCAAGCCGUCUACGACGACGCCGACCCCGUGGGCCGCGAAGCGCGGCGCACUGCCCGGGCGGCAUGCGAGACGCUCAUCGGAUAUGGACGGGCCACCCGCAUCACGCCGCGCGAUCUGUGCCAUCUGUUCGAUACCCGCAACCCCAUCAUAAUCGUGCGGAUGGAGCGGGCGAGCCCGUCGUUCAACCUCAACGUGGCGCCUCAGCCCGUACCCUCCCCGGGCGCAACUCCCACGCCUGAGACCCCUCGUCCGCGCGGCCAUGUGCUGCCCGGCUGGAUGACCCGUCCGUCUCGCCGUCAGGAGCUGCUUGACGCCGGUGUGGGCGCCGUGAUGGACGGGUAUGUGGACGCGACUGAGUGGAUGCGUCUGGGCCAGGUGGAGGAUGUUGAUUGGAAGGUGAGCGCAGCCGAGCUCCGCUUCGUGCUGCGCCGCUUCCCCCUCAUCCGCACGCUGCGCAUCCGCUUCUUCGGCCCCACCGUGCUUCCGGGGGCUCCGCGGGAGCAGCGCGCGGAGGACCGCCAUCACAAGCGCUCGGGCGGGGGGAGAUUGCGGGCGGGGGGAGUAACAGGGGCUGGGGACGGCGGAACAGAAGCAGCGGGAGGCGGCACAAGGGCAGGGGGAGGCGGAACAGGGGCCGCUACUACUAGGGGAGGAGAAACGCCGCACCAACCUCAAGCUGCCGCGGUGGCGGCCUCCGCUCCGCCUGCCCCCUCUUCUCCGCCUGCCCCCGUCCCCGCGUUUCCUAUCAGCGACGCGGAUGUUCUCGACGGGUCAGCCAUCGUGCGGCUUCUCUCGCUCAACACGCCCCUGCAGAUUCAGCAGGUUGCCGGCACGCAGGUGGAAUACCUCUCCAUCUGUAACUGCGGCGAGUUCGAGGUUCACCAGGGAUUGAGAACGUACAUGUGCGACACGAUCACCGCGUGGGGGCGCAGUAUUAGGCACAUCGAGAUGCACGACCCGAUGCCUUCCGCGGACGAGUUCUGGAAGUGCGUGGAAGGGCACCCGAUGCUUAGCAAAGUGACGGUGUAUAAUUGCACGCACUUAACGGACGGGUUUCUGCGCCACGUGGCCAAGUGCGACGCGUUGAAGGAGCUGUCGAUCGCCAGCUGUCCGAACGUGAGUGGUGGCGGGUUUGCUGAGCUGGCGGUGACGUGUCCCGGAUUGGAGGGGAUGGUUCUGGAAGAUCUGAGUCUGUCCGUGGUGGCCAAGAAAGCGCGCAGUACGCCUGGCGGAGGGCGAGUGGGCGGGGGAGGGGCGGGGGAAGGGGCAGGGGGAAGGGAAGGGGAAGGGAGAGCGGAAGGGAGGGUGGGGUUGGAUGGGAUAGCAGCGGAAGGGGAAGCGGAGUGGAUCCGGGGAGGGGAGGGAGAAAGGGUUGGGGGAGGGGCAGGGGAAGAUGUGCGGAUGGGCGAGGGGGGAGGAGAGGCGGAGAGAGGGGUUGGCGGCAUGGAGGGUGGUGAUGGGCUAGAGGGGGCCAGGGCGGCUGAGGGUGCAGGGCGGCCGGAUGGGUUGGAUGGAACGGUGAGCGUGAGUGGAGAGGCAGAGACAGCAGAAGUGCAAGCAGCAGCAGAGGGGACAGUAGCAGCAACAGCAGCAGCAGGGCGGGGUGGCAAUCUAGCUGCCUCCUUCCCCAACCUCUCCUCCUUGAAAAUCAUCAACUGCACGCUCGAUGCCCAUUGGCUGGAAAUGUUUGCCGGGCAGCUGCCCGCCCUGCGCAGGCUGACCGUCAUGGCCUGCCCGGACCCACUUGACCGGUUUUUUCUGACCGCUGCCCGAACAGCUGCCCGGCUGGAGAGUGUUGAGAUUGUUGACUGCGAGGGCGUGAGUGACCGUGGCAUUGUGGCUCUCCUGAAAGGCUGCCCGACCAUUAACUCUCUGACACUGAGUGGGUGCGAGGGCGGGAGGGGAGGCGGAGGAGAGGGAGGAGGAACAGAAGGGAGGCGAGAAGGAAGAGGAGGAGAAGGGAGAGGAGAACGGGGAGGAGAAGGGAGAGGAAGGAGAGGGGAAGGAGGUGAGGGGAAUGCGGCGAGCGUGACAGAUGAGAGUUUGCGGGCAGUGGUGGUGCAUGGAGUGGGGGUGCGAUCGCUGCAGCUCAAAUGGAGUCCCGGCUUCACUGGCCUGCAGCUUGCCAGAGACGUGCUGGGCUGCUCUCUGUCUCUCUUGUCUCCACCUGCUUCUCGGGCGGCAUCUUUUGUUCCAAUUUCGACAGCGGGACCUGGUGCUCCUGUGUUGCUGCCGCCCGGUGGUGUGGAUCCCCAUGGGUUGCAGUCAGAUGUGCUACAAACGCAUGUGCUGCAGUUACAUGCAUCACACACUUUGCAGUCACACCGGCUACAGUCACACGUGCUGCCGCUGUUGCAGCUGGGGUGGAGUGGACUGGAGUUUCUCCACCUGGAGGGGUUGGAUGGGCUCUCCGAUUCCUUCCUGCUGCUCGCUGCUGCCACCUGCCCCCGCCUCUCCACACUCGCCGUGGAAUAUUGCAGGGAAAUUUCAGAGGCAGGGCUCAUCCCUCUAGUCCAAUCCUGCCACCGCCUGCAGCACAUGUGCUUCUCUGGCUUCCGUGCCACCCACCUCUCCGACCUUCUCCUUCACACCAUCGCCUCGCACUGCCCGCUGCUCUCCACUCUCUCCCUCCGCGCCUGUAACGGGGUUACCACACACGGCGUCGUGCGCGUGCUGCAGGGGUGCGGGCGAAUCGAGAGGUGCCAGCUGGCGCGGUGUCAGGAGGUGGACGAGGAGUGGGUGGUGAGAGUUGCGAGGGAGGUUGGGGAGGUGCGGGCUAGAGGAGCAGGAGGGAGCAGUAGAGUGCAGCUCUACUCUACUCUUGCUCCCCUCUCCCCAUAUGCCAUCUGCUCUCCCCCCAUAUGCCAUCUGCUCUCCCCCCAUAUGCCAUCUGCUCUCCCCCCAUAUGCCAUCUGCUCUCCCCCCCAUAUGCCAUCUGCUCUCCCCCCAUAUGCCAUCUGCUCUCCCCCCAUAUGCCAUCUGCUCUCCCCCCAUAUGCCAUCUGCUCUCCCCCCAUAUGCCAUCUGCUCUCUCCCCAUAUGCCAUCUGCUCUCCCCCUGUAUGCCAUCUGCUCUCCCCCCAUAUGCCAUCUGCUCUCCCCCCAUAUGCCAUCUGCUCUCCCCCCAUAUGCCAUCUGCUCUCCCCCCAUAUGCCAUCUGCUCUCCCCCCAUAUGCCAUCUGCUCUCCCCCUUGUACUGUCCUGCACCCCUGCCGCACUCCACCCUGCCCUGUCCUGUCCUCGUCCCCCCUCUCCCCUCCUCCUCCCCCCCCGGCCCUGCCCCCGGCCACUCCCCCUCCGGCCCUGCCCACGCCCCCACCCCCACUGCCCUGCCCCCUCCCUCUCCUGCCCCAGCCCCCUUCCCCCCGUGCCCUGCUCCUGCCCCCUCCCCCCCCGUGCCCUGCUCCCGCCCCCUCCCCCCCCCUGCCCUGCUCCUGCCCCCUCCCCCACCUGCCCUGCCCACGCCCCCACCCCCCCUGCCCUUCCCCCGCCCCUGGCCUCAGCCCGCGUAG